CGAGUCGUGGUCCGACACGCUGCUUGCUAUCGAGUGCAAACGAAUAAUCAGAUAUCGAAAAAAUGCGGGAAUGCAUAUCCAUUCACAUAGGACAAGCGGGCGUGCAAAUGGGAAACGCCUGUUGGGAGCUUUAUUGUCUGGAGCAUGGUAUUCAUCCAGACGGACAAAUGCCCAGCGAUGUUAGUGUGGGCUCCGGAGAUGAUUCCUUUAACGCAUUCUUUUCCGAGACUGGUUCGGGGAAGCAUGUCCCACGAGCGGUUUUGGUCGAUCUCGAGCCAACGGUAGUAGGCAAGUAUGAAGUGCGCACGGGUACUUACAGACAAUUAUUCCAUCCGGAACAAAUGAUUACCGGGAAGGAAGAUGCGGCUAAUAAUUAUGCCAGAGGCCAUUAUACAAUAGGAAAAGAAAUCAUAGAUCUCACUUUGGACAGAAUACGCAGACUGACAGAGCAGUGCAAAGGCUUGCAAGGCUUCUUAAUCUUCCAUUCUUUCGGCGGUGGCACAGGCUCCGGAUUCUCGAGUCUGCUUAUGGAACAACUGUCCGCAGAUUAUCCGAAGAAAAGUAAACUGACUUUUAGUAUCUAUCCAGCCCCACAGGUAUCGACUGCAGUAGUGGAACCUUAUAACGCAAUUCUGUACACUCAUCCGACGUUAGAACACAGCGAAGUGGCUUUCAUUGUAGAUAAUCAGGCCAUUUAUGAGUUAUGCAGGAGGAACUUAAAUAUUGAUCGACCGACUUAUACGAAUCUGAAUCGGCUGAUUGGACAAAUAGUCUCAUCCAUUACCGCCAGUUUACGAUUCGAUGGAGCCUUGAAUGUCGACCUCACUGAAUUCCAAACGAAUUUAGUGCCUUAUCCACGUAUUCACUUUCCACUCGCUACGUAUGCUCCGGUUCUAUCAGCAGAGAAGGCUGGGCAUGAAAGAGUAACCGUCUCGGAAAUAACAAACUCUUGCUUUGAACCGAAUCAUCAAAUGGUGAAUUGUGAUCCGCGCAUGGGAAAAUACAUGGCAGUAUGUUUGCUUUACAGAGGCGACGUGGUACCCAAGGAUGUGAACGCGGCGAUCGCGAUGAUAAAACGCCAGAAGCAUGUGCAAUUCGUCGAAUGGUGCCCGACGGGAUUCAAGGUGGGAAUAAAUUAUCAACCACCCACCGUUGUACCAGGUGGAGAUCUCGCGCGAGUAGAAAGAGCUGUUUGCUGUCUCUGCAACACGACAGCGAUCGUGGACGCAUGGGCUCGACUUGAUCACAAAUUUGAUCUCAUGUAUGCCAAGCGAGCUUUCGUACAUUGGUUCGUUGGGGAAGGCAUGGAGGAAGGUGAAUUCUCGGAAGCCCGGGAAGAUCUAGCCGCCUUGGAGCUCGAUUAUCGCGAAGUGCAAGAAGAUGCUGUUAACACCGAGGAAGAAGAGGAAUACUGAACUCGCCAUCAUUAUAAUAAUUUAUACUAAUACAUGUUGUAUAACACGUUCUAUCAUUAUGUCAUAUAAGUCUUUGAUUUACAUUACCUAUUAUCGUUAACGAUAUCCUUACUUAAGAUGAAUUAUUGUAUCCGUAUAAAUAAAUUAUUUAUACAUUCUAG
Messenger RNA from Atta colombica, 1576 nucleotides. RefSeq names its product tubulin alpha-1 chain-like. The transcript has 9 exons. Gene Ontology annotation, molecular function: GTP binding; structural constituent of cytoskeleton. Gene Ontology annotation, cellular component: microtubule; cytoplasm. Gene Ontology annotation, biological process: mitotic cell cycle; microtubule cytoskeleton organization. NCBI's taxonomy places the organism in Eukaryota, Metazoa, Arthropoda, Insecta, Hymenoptera, Formicidae. The record is from RefSeq and is a predicted model, not a curated record. The coding region runs from base 63 to 1415 and encodes 450 amino acids.